This is a messenger RNA of Calliphora vicina (urban bluebottle blowfly), 1752 nucleotides long. RefSeq names its product transcription factor grauzone-like. NCBI's taxonomy places the organism in Eukaryota, Metazoa, Arthropoda, Insecta, Diptera, Calliphoridae. The record is from RefSeq and is a predicted model, not a curated record. The transcript has 5 exons. Gene Ontology annotation, molecular function: zinc ion binding; DNA-binding transcription factor activity. The coding region runs from base 63 to 1718 and encodes 551 amino acids. Gene Ontology annotation, cellular component: nucleus.
AAAUUGUUUACAAACAAAUACAAAUGUUAACACAUUAUAACUUUUAAUUAAAAUAAAAUAACAUGUUAUGUUGCGUUUGUUUGCUACAAACCUCAAAAACGUUGGCAGUUUUUGAUGUCACACAUAAAGUGCAUAAUAUUGCUGAAAUAGUACAUCAACACUUUUGGUUCAAGCCUACGCCGAAUGAUGAUAAUCCCACACAAAUUUGCAUACUUUGCUGGGAUAAAAUCAAAGAUUUUCACGACUUUUACCAAACUGUUAAGAAAUCUCAUAAUGUAUUUCAAAAUCUAAGUGCCGACAUCAAGGAGGAAGAGGAAAAACCUAGUACUAGUGCUAUUAAACAGGAACAAGAUGGAUUUGAAGAAAACCUAAUGCAAGUGGAAGUUGAAAUCGACGUAAAUCCAAACUGUGAACAUGAAAUUGAAGUAAUCAAAGAAAAUCCCCUAGAAGCAGAACAGAUUGACGACGUAGAGUUAGAGUCGGAAGAUGAUAGCGAUGACAGUUCUUUUAAUGAUUGUGAAAAUUCAGAAAUAAGUGAAGGUGAUGAAAGUUCCAUGGAUGAAGAUAAAACAAAGGAUGUGAAUGACAAAAAAGAAAUUCCUGAAAAAAAGGGCAACAAAAUUGUUAAAGGUGUAAAAAAGAGUACAAAAAAGAAAAAGUUUAACAAAAAUGAGUUGAAAAGUAAAUGCCCCACAACUAAGAAGAAGUGGACAGAUAAAUUUUUAGAUCCCAUUUUAACGGAACAGAUGAUUAAAAAGCAUAUUAAUAUGAUUUGUGAUUUAUGUGUUUUUGUUGGUUCUUCCUUUCCCGAUAUGGUCAGUCAUUUUAAGAAAUACCAUCCCAAAGUGCGUCCCUAUAUAAUGUGCUGCGAUAGGAAAUUUACUAAGCGUUAUUAUGUAGCACAACAUGCUCUGAAACAUGAAGAUCCAAAUUAUUUUAGAUGUGAACAAUGCAAUAAAUCCUUUACAACAACCUGCAGUCUUCGAACUCAUAAUUUAUCUUAUCAUGCUCCCGAAGAAGAACUUUUACACUCUUGCGAAUCAUGCCCAAGAAAAUUUGCCAGGCGAAAUUUAUUGGAACUCCAUCGUCCCAUUCAUAUACCAAAAGAAGAAUGGACAUUCUUUUGCACCAAGUGUCCAACUCAGAAAGCAUUUGCAACGGCUUAUCUGUUAAAUAUUCAUAAUGGCAUGAAUCACAAGAAAGCGGCCAACAUUUGUCAUGUAUGUGCCAAAGAGAUUAAAGAUAAACAUGCCUUUGAAAAGCAUGUACGGCUACAUUUUGAAGACAGUGGACCUCGGGUUAAAUGUCCUUAUCCCGACUGUGAUAGCUGGCUAAAAGACGAGGACAACUUAAAGUCUCAUUUGCAAAGACAUAAUCCCGAAGGUAAAAUCUAUAAAUGUCCAGAUUGUGGUAAGCUCUGCAAAAAUCGUGGAGCCCUUACAAACCAUAAGCGAUACAGUCACUCCAAUGAAGUAUUCCAGUGUGAACAAUGUGAUAAAACAUUUAAGAAAGCCAUUUCGUUGAGAGAACAUAUGACACAACAUACGGGAGAAACAUUAUAUAAAUGUCCAUUUUGCACCCGAACUUUCAACUCAAACGCGAAUAUGCAUUCACAUAAAAAGAAACAACAUCCAAUAGAAUGGGAUGAAUGGAGAAAAAACAAAAAAGGCAGUGCCCAAAGUUUUAUUAACAAUACUAAUCCUUUAGUUCGAAACUAGAUGAUAAUAAAAUGUUUUACAGUAUCUUAUAAAA